Cutaneotrichosporon oleaginosum is the source of this 531-nucleotide messenger RNA. RefSeq lists its product as uncharacterized. NCBI's taxonomy places the organism in Eukaryota, Fungi, Basidiomycota, Tremellomycetes, Trichosporonales, Trichosporonaceae. The record is from RefSeq and is a predicted model, not a curated record.
GCUUCACAGUGGUCUUCUGCUUCUUCGAGUCGUGCUGAGGGUCUUCGGCGGGACGAGCGGCCAUUUCGUUGAUGUGAAGGAGAGAGAAUGUGUGGUGGAAGUGUUCAGAUAUCCCAUGAUGAGGACACAGGUCAUUAGGUAGACGCGAUUGGGGCAUGGUACGCGCGGGCGAACCUCUCCGACGUCACAGGGCGAGGCUGUCCGCUCCAGCUCUUUAUUCCAUCCGCCCUCUAUGUGGUUCUGCGAGCCCGCUGGCGGCAUGGCAGUUCAUUGCGCGCCUGCCGUCCGUCAAUUCCGUCAAUCGACCGCGACCCCGUGUGGCCUGGGGAGGUCUUGGUUCUCACUGUUCACUCUUGCUCUGCCAGCUGCCAGGAACAGGCCUGCUACGCUUGCCGGCUGCGAUAGCUGCGAUCAGGUGUGUAGGUAGAAUAGCACUCGUCUUCCGUUAAUCUGUUGACAUGCGUCGGCUACGUAUGAUCAUGCUCGCAGUAACCGCAGGAAGAGUCGUCUGAAAACUCACAAUCGUUUCUA